AUGGAUCAUUCUCAGUCUCUUCUCGAGCAGGGCGUGCCUUUGGGCCCAACGGUCGUCCCUCAGCCCAACGGACUUCCUCCUGAUGAAGACCAACAUGCUGCCAAAUUGUCGAUGUGGGCAGACAAAUAUCGAGGUGCCACGGUGGCUGACCUAGACCUCCCUCCUGCACUGUCUACUUCACCAAGCACGUCACUUGCCUCCGCUAUGCUCUCAGCUUCAUCCCAUGACUAUUCGCACUUGACGGUCCUGUCCGACAAUACUCGCUCCCUUUUGGGCUACCUCCCGAUCUCGAAAUUGAAGCAACUCUUCGAGUCCGGGCAUCUCCAGCCCUCUGACCCUGUGUCGAAGGCUAUGGUGAAAUUUCAGCGGGGCGGAGGAAAUAAAUACCAGGUUGUCACAAUGGAGACCGAGUUGUGGGAACUUGAAGGAUUUUUUGAAGACGUUGGGCCGCUGGCAACUGGUGCAAAACAAGAUUUUGCUGUCGUCACUGACGGCGGGAGGAAGUUCGUAUUGGGGGUCGUCACUAGGAGUGAUCUGGCGGAGUUUGUCAAGAGGAGGCCAGCAUGA
Messenger RNA from Fonsecaea erecta, 567 nucleotides. RefSeq lists its product as hypothetical. Lineage: Eukaryota; Fungi; Ascomycota; Eurotiomycetes; Chaetothyriales; Herpotrichiellaceae. The transcript has a single exon. The record is from RefSeq and is a predicted model, not a curated record. The coding region runs from base 1 to 567 and encodes 188 amino acids.